AUGACCUCCCAGGUGCGCACCAUGCUUCGCCUCCAACCGGCAGCCCGUCUUGCCAUGCGGCAGACACCCCUCGCCGCCGCCACGGCAGCCGCAGCAGCAACAGCACGGCCGCUGCACACGACGUCUCGGCGCGCAGCGUACAAGGACACGCAGGACCGCGAGUCGCUCAAGCCCGGCGGCACAGAGGGCACCAAGUCGGGGCGCGACUCGGACACGGGCAACCUCGAGUCGGCGUUCGACCCGUCGGUGACGUCGCCCGAGGGCGCCAAGGAGGCGAACAGGCGCCAGGGGAACGAGGAGCUCGACGUCAGCGGGGCGUCGCAGGAGGUGUCGAAGCCGAGGGGGGACGAGAGGAGCGGGCAGGAGAAGCCGCGGGAGGUUAGGAAGGGGGGCGCCAGCAGCGGGGGGAGUCCCGAGAAGAAGGGGGAUGGCGCGGCCUAG
Molecule: messenger RNA, 441 nt
Organism: Verticillium dahliae VdLs.17
Lineage: Eukaryota; Fungi; Ascomycota; Sordariomycetes; Glomerellales; Plectosphaerellaceae
Exons: 1
Coding region: 1-441 (146 amino acids)
Source: RefSeq, a predicted model, not a curated record